AUGUCCGACCAACAGAGGAGCCCCAAGCGGUCUCCUUCUGCUACUAUACGUACACUCUUUUCGCAUUCGACAACUAACGAUUCAAGGGGGGCUUCAGCUACCACGAGCGAGACGACUCCCGCUGCCGCCGCCGCGGGAGCUUCUCACGAAAUGACCGGUCAACCCCGGCCUGAGGGGGCGGGAAGAGGAGGUAUGGAGCACGGAAGGGAGCGUUCCAGUCCGUCCAUGUCCUCCUCGCAGGGAGAGAUGGCGGACACCGAGAUGGAGGCGGGGCCGAGCCACUCGUCCGAGGGCGCGCAGCCCGCGCCUGCCCCGCCAAAGAAGAAACGCACAAGGACGCUCACCACACCCCACCAAUCUGCAGUGCUGCACGCUCUCUUGGCGCAGUCGCGAUUCCCCACCACGGCGAUGCGCGAAGAGGUCGGCCGCGCAAUCGGUCUCAGCGCCCGCAAAGUGCAGAUCUGGUUCCAGGCAAGUCCACCUAACCAGCGCCAAAAGGCAAGGCGUCCCCGAGGACAGACGAGCGCACCCCUCACGCGCCCACCGCAAUUCGGGCCUUUCACAAAUGCGCCUCCGGCUGCGAGCGCGUCCGACGCAGGCGCCAUUGCAGGGCCAUCCGGGAGCUCAUCUCAAGCGCCGCUCAUGCACUUUGCAGUGGCCCCCCUCGGGGACCUGCCCGGGCGGGGCGGGCCAUCCACUGCGGGCUCGGCGCGUCCAAGCCAUCAUGAGGCACCUGUGCCUCAGAGCCACUCGAGCUCGGCGGCUUCGACGCAUUUGUCAGGCCCCGGGAUCCCUGGGCCCAGCAGGCUUCUGACGCAAUACAGCUUGCCGAGAGAAGCGGGCGACGCUGCUCGUUCUCACGAGCGAUCGGGUUCUUUCGAGCGGUAUCAUCACGCCCUCCGACCCGCUGAGCCCUUCUCACCGUCCCAAGCUGCUACGUCGGCGGAGGAGGCGUGGCGCGCCGCCCGCGUGCCUCCGCCGCCGCCGCCGCCGCCGUCGUCGUCGUCGCGACACGCGCGACCGUUCUCGGAGGACUUGAGGAUGCAGCAGAGGGAGUACACAUUCGCGCUGCCGCCGCUCGUGCUCGGACCUGAACGAGACUCCGCGCAUGUGCCACAAGCCAGCAACCGCCAGGGCGCUUCUUUCCGCCCCUUCCAGCCGGUUCAGCCUCCGCCAUCAGCAGCCGAUCAUCCUCACUCUCGUCGGUGGCGCACGCCGGAACCAGAACCAUCCUCCUCGUCCUCGUCGUCUGCACGCCAUGCUGCCCUGCACAUCCCUCCGCCGUUCACGCUGCAGCCUCGUCCGCAGUGGGACGACCCUGCGUUUUCGCCGUUUUCGCGUCCUCGCGCGUCCUCCGCUUCGGCUCCGGGCAGCCACUACGCUUUUGGAUUCGGACAGGCCGCUGCGCUCAUGAGCAAUAUCUCGUCGGAGCCCAACACGGGUCUUCCGCCAAUCCUCAACCCGUCCCGCUCGCCUCGCGUGGCCGGCAGUCCUCCCUUUAUUCCCAUCUCAGAGUCUCCUCGGGGCCGUCCCGGCCAGCCACACCCCUCUGCCUCCGGGAUAGUGUCUUCUCCGACCAGUCCGAGACGUUCAGCGCGCUCCUUCAACGACGAUUACACGAAUGACCAAUACGCAAGCCGCUGA
Laetiporus sulphureus 93-53 is the source of this 1644-nucleotide messenger RNA. RefSeq lists its product as uncharacterized. Gene Ontology annotation, cellular component: nucleus. The record is from RefSeq and is a predicted model, not a curated record. NCBI's taxonomy places the organism in Eukaryota, Fungi, Basidiomycota, Agaricomycetes, Polyporales, Laetiporaceae. Gene Ontology annotation, biological process: regulation of transcription by RNA polymerase II. Bases 1 to 1644 code for a protein of 547 amino acids. The transcript has 4 exons. Gene Ontology annotation, molecular function: DNA-binding transcription factor activity, RNA polymerase II-specific; sequence-specific double-stranded DNA binding.